UAUCAUACCAUUACCAAAAUCGACAAAGGAUGGGCACAGAGUAAUAAUGUUCCACUUAGACGACGACAAUCCUGGAAAUUUCAAUAUUUACAAUUUUUUCGCUCACACUUACAAUCUGACAGAACUCAGAAUGCACGAAGACUAUCCUCUUGGAGAUAUCAUAGUCUAUGACUUCAAAAAUGUGAAGUUGGGUCAUCUGACACAAGCAACUCCCACAAUUAUGAAGAAUACUUCUACAAUUUUGGAGAAUGCCUUCAACAGUCACAUCAAGCAGGUACAUUUCCUGAACUACCCAUCUAUUGCAGAACCUCUGAUAGUACUGGCAAAACAGUUACUGAACCCAAAAAUAUCACAAAGAUUUCAUUUUCAUAAAAGCGAAGAAGAUAUCAGGAAGUUUAUACCAAUUGAAGUGUUACCAAAAGAUUAUGGUGGAAAGGAAAGGUCUCUAAAGGAAUUGAAUGCUAUAUGGAAACAAAAAUUUGCCGACUACAAAGAGAGAUUUGAUAAAUUAGAUCAACUGCGAGUCGACGAAGCACUUAGACCUACCCCUCUGAUCAAUGACGAUGUUCUGGGAUUCUAUGGAAACUUCAAGAAACUCAGUGUUGACUGAAUUUAUUUUUUGAAAAAGCUUCUUUUACAGCUCAAUCAUUAAUGAUGAUUAUAUCAUUUCAUUUGAAUUGGAUGUAUUAACUAAUUGUAGGAUAAAAAUUAUGUCCUGGCUGUAUAAACCAUUACAAAAGUAUUUUUAUUCAAUAAAAGGUUCAAUAGAG
Leptinotarsa decemlineata (Colorado potato beetle) is the source of this 770-nucleotide messenger RNA. Its product is annotated as alpha-tocopherol transfer protein. The record is from RefSeq and is a predicted model, not a curated record. Gene Ontology annotation, molecular function: phosphatidylinositol bisphosphate binding. NCBI's taxonomy places the organism in Eukaryota, Metazoa, Arthropoda, Insecta, Coleoptera, Chrysomelidae. Gene Ontology annotation, cellular component: membrane.